GCUGAACUGAUGGGCCCUCACUGCUCAGAGUUUAGAAAUAGGUGUGUGGGGCUGUGCUACCAGUGAACAGGUUAGUCGUAGCAGAGAGUCACUGUUGGGUUGGGUCUGCUGAAAGAAAACUUAACAAUGAGCUCUACAGACUGCUUGAGGCUGUUUGUGCUUCUCUUUUGGCUGAUGGUUGCUGGUGAUGUAAAUUGUGAGAAUACCCAGAAAGGUUAUGUACGACACGUCCAGGCCGCGAUGGCAGUCCACAAUGACAACAGAGAAUAUAAAAGAUGGAGUGGACCACCUGCUUCCAGAAACCCUAGAGCUUGUUACAAGACAUCAAGUGUGGACGGAGGGAAAAGUGGCAACAUUUACCCUGCUCAAGAGGAUCCCACCACGGACUCUAAAUCAUCCCAAAUCCAAAACCAUUAUUCGUAUCCUGUAAUUCCUGAAACACAAAAUAGCAAUGUUCCAAAAAGCCAUUUAAAAUCUGGCUAUGCGUCGGCCUCAGUUGCUCAAGGACGACGUAAUGUGGUGUACGACCGCAAGAAGAUUCAUCAAGCGAACUCUGAUUCUGUUCGGCCCCGUAUCCAUCGAGCCAGAACUAAGUCAACAGGAAGUUUUCCACCUGUUCAGGUAGACAAAGCUCCAGUAGGCUUUGAACCUAACAACAGAAGGGCCGCCAUCUAUAUACACAGCAGUAAAUCAAGUCCAAAUAUUCCAGCCACCAGUCUGAAGUCUCAAAAGAUUCACGUUCUCCCCAGAAGCUUUAAUCGCGGCAGAACAACCUCGUUGCAAAAUGUUUUCAAACCCAGCGACAAGAAGAAGGACUCCAUUUGGAAGGGACGUCCUCCUGGAAAAGUUGACACACCGAUGUCUUCUCCAAUAUGGAGUCCCAGGGUCUACAGCGGUGAUGGGACGUCUGAAGCAAAAGGAUACGCUCACGUCCGCCACCUCAAGCCUGGCUUUGACAAAACACUGCUCCAAGCUGCUGCAGGUGGACAGCAGUUUUUGGAAACAGGUUUUCCAAAACUGAAUCAGGCCAGUUAUAGCCAUGAUGUUGGUGUUUCAGCAACAAGUGAAAGGCAGCUAAACCUCAAUUACAAUUCCAGAGGUUCAAGCCAGCUCAGCAGCUGGCAUCCUCCGCCACCAGGCAGAAUACAAACUCCUGUCCAAGGCAAAUUCAAACCUUUCCAAACACGUCCUACGAAUGGUGCGUUCCCUGCUCAUACCCAUUCAGACAGUGAAAUGGGUCAGACUCAGACAUUUGCAGGGACAACCCUUCCCCCUGGUUUGAACUCCACCACAGGUGUAACUUCACCAGUCACUGGAGACUGGAGCACUGAGUCUGCUUCGCCCACGCAGACAGCGGGCCGAGAUGCAGAGCUCGUACCUCAAGCAUCAAACGGCGAGGGCCAGUCUGUAAGCUCAGCAGAAGUUGGAUCUUCCCCGGAGCAAGAAAACAAACCAUUUACAGUUUCUCCUCCGAAGCUACAACCGGAAGAGAAAGAGAGAAACAUCACCGGGUUGUCUCAAGUCUUCAAGAAAAUUGAUUAGUCUGGAGUUUAAACUGACCUGCCAGAUGCUGCUUGGUGGCAACACCAGCAAGAGGGUAA
Messenger RNA from Sebastes umbrosus (honeycomb rockfish), 1601 nucleotides. RefSeq lists its product as uncharacterized. The transcript has 3 exons. NCBI's taxonomy places the organism in Eukaryota, Metazoa, Chordata, Actinopteri, Perciformes, Sebastidae. The record is from RefSeq and is a predicted model, not a curated record. The coding region runs from base 127 to 1542 and encodes 471 amino acids.